Messenger RNA from Chenopodium quinoa (quinoa), 978 nucleotides. RefSeq names its product clumping factor A-like. The coding region runs from base 1 to 978 and encodes 325 amino acids. The record is from RefSeq and is a predicted model, not a curated record. The transcript is spliced from 9 exons. Lineage: Eukaryota; Viridiplantae; Streptophyta; Magnoliopsida; Caryophyllales; Amaranthaceae.
AUGGGUAGCACCGAUAGUACUGCGACUUCCGGGAAGGUUUUUUCACCACCAAGUUGGAGGCCUAAUGAACGGAAAUCUAAAAAAGAAAAUGUUGCAAGAUUUCGUUUGUAUACCAUUGAAAUGAAGAUGAAGAUGGACCGUCAUCUACAACUGCUUGAACAAGGAAAUUCAAAGGUCGAGAACAACAAAGAAAGAGGGGAAACAAAAAAUGAUGAAGGGGACAAAAAAGGCAAGGAGGGUGUUGGUGCAGAGGAGAAAAAAGAGGACGGUGAAGAAGAAGAUGAUAGUGAGGAAGACAAAGAGACUGAUGAAAGUACUGAAAGUGAUCUGAAUUCUGACUCAGAAACUGAAUCAAAGAAAGAAGGUGUUGCUGAUUUAGAUGAAGAAAUGGAAUCAAGUGGUGGUAGCUAUAAAGAGGAUGAUGAUGACAACAUUGGUGCAGACUCUUCUUUUGGGAACAAUGAAGAAGGAAAUCCAAAGACACGUGAAGAUUCUUCAAUGUUUCUGGACAAGACUGAGGAAGACCGUGAGAAUGGUGAAGAGGACGAGAUUGAGGAAGACCUUAAGAGUGAUGAAGAGUUGGAGAGUGGAUCAUAUGGACUACUUGAAUUAGGUAGUGGUCCUGAUCUUGGCGACUAUUCUGAUGGUGAUAAUGGCAGUAGUUUUGAUUCUUAUUAUGAAGUUAUGUUUAAUAUGAAUGGUAGUAUUCAUUCGUCUGCUAUGGCAAACAAUAAUGUUCUAUUGAAAUGGAUUUUAUGCAUUGAAGAAGAGCAUCAGGCAUCAGCGGUGAAGAAUGCAAAGUAUUUCGUGGUAUGGAAGGUCUAUCAUGGAAGAUCACUAUUGUUAGAUUUACUAAUGCUAACGGAAUUAUUGCAAAGAUGUUCGUAUCCAUCGUUUAAGUAUAAAUUUCGUGCUCCAUAUCUUAGGGAAGGAAGUCUUAUUGUCCCUGUGUCCUUUGCAAGUAUUUAUCUUCAAUAG